Messenger RNA from Myiozetetes cayanensis, 2227 nucleotides. It is a transcript of the gene DDX49, whose product is annotated as DEAD-box helicase 49. The record is from RefSeq and is a predicted model, not a curated record. The transcript is spliced from 13 exons. Bases 17 to 1456 code for a protein of 479 amino acids. Gene Ontology annotation, molecular function: ATP binding; nucleic acid binding; RNA helicase activity. Lineage: Eukaryota; Metazoa; Chordata; Aves; Passeriformes; Tyrannidae.
CACGUGUGCCGGUGCGAUGGCGGCGUUCCGGGAGCUCGGGCUCUCGCCGUGGCUGGCGGAGCAGGCGCGGCAGGUCGGGCUCACCCGGCCCACGCCCGUGCAGGCCGCCUGCAUCCCCGCCGUGCUGCAGGGCCGGGACUGCCUGGGCUGCGCCAAGACGGGCAGCGGGAAGACGGCGGCCUUCGUGCUGCCCGUGCUGCAGGCGCUGUCCGAGGACCCCUACGGCAUCUUCUGCCUCGUGCUCACCCCCACCAGGGAGCUGGCGCAGCAGAUCGCGGAGCAGUUCCGAGUGCUGGGGAAGCCCCUGGGCCUCAAGGACUGCGUGGUCGUGGGCGGCCUCGACAUGGUGGCCCAGGCCCUGGAGCUGGCCAGGAAGCCCCACGUGGUGGUGGCCACGCCGGGCCGGCUGGCGGAUCAUCUGCGCAGCUCCAGCACCUUCAGCCUCAGGAAGCUCCGAUUCCUGGUGCUGGACGAGGCUGACCGGCUGCUGGAGCAGGGCUGUGCCGACUUCACUGCCGACCUGGAGCUCAUCCUGGAGAGCGUCCCGGCCCGGCGCCAGACCCUGCUGUUCAGUGCCACCCUCACUGCCACCCUCAGCCAGCUCCGGGGCCUGGCUGCCAACCAGCCCUUCUUCUGGGAGGCCCAGUCUGAGGUGAGGACGGUGGAGGAGCUGGACCAGCGGUACCUGCUGGUGCCUGAGGCAGUGAAAGAUGCCUACCUGGUGCACCUGAUCCAGACAUUCCAGGAUGAGCACGAGGACUGGUCCAUCAUUAUCUUCACUAAGACCUGCAAGGACUGCCAGGUCCUGAACAUGAUGCUCAGGAAGUACAGCUUCCCUUCUGUAGCUCUGCAUUCCAUGAUGAAGCAGAGGCAGCGAUUUGCAGCUUUAGCCAAGUUCAAAUCCAGCAUCUUCAAGAUUCUCAUUGCCACUGACGUUGCUGCCAGAGGGCUGGACAUUCCUGCAGUCCAGGUUGUGAUCAACCACAACACUCCAGGGCUGCCCAAAAUCUACAUCCACCGGGUGGGCCGGACGGCGCGCGCGGGCCGGAAGGGAAUCGCCAUCACCCUGGUGACCCAGUACGACAUCCACCUGGUGCACGCCAUCGAGCAGGAGAUCAAGCUGCAGCUGAAGGAGUUCUCUGUGGAGGAGCAGCAGGUGCUGGACAUCCUCACCCAAGUGAACGUCACCAGGAGGGAGUGUGAAAUCGAGCUGGAGGGAAUGGACUUUGAUGAGAAGAAAGAAAUAAAUAAGAGGAAGCAGAUGAUCCUUGAGGGGAAGGACCCAGACCUGGAGGCCAAAAGAAAGGCAGAGCUGGCCAAGAUCAGGAAGAAGAACAAGGAAUGCCGGGAGAAGGUGCAGCAGACCCUGGAGAGGAGGAAGCAGCUGCGGCUGAGGAGGAAGCUGCAGAAGAAGAUGGAGCGGCGGAAGAAGCGGAAGGUGCCGGAGGAGCAGUGACAUCCCCUGGGCUGCCCUGAUCAUGCUGCUGCUUUGGGAAUAUUGGCAUCUGGCACCUUUUGAUGUGGACACUGCUGACUGGAAUCAGUGCUGGGGAAAAUCCCCAAAUCCCAGAAUGGGUUGGCUUGGAAAGACCUUAAAGAUCAACAAGUCCCCCUCCCCUGCCAUGGGCAGGGACACCUCCCACUAGCCCAGGUUAUUCCAGCCUGGCCUUAGACACUUCCAGGGAUGGGGCAGCCCCAGCUUCUCUGGGAAAUCCAUCCCAGGGCCUCCCCACCCUCACAGGGAGGAGUUUUGUUCUCCUGCACAGUCCUGGCUGGGCCAUUCCUGGCAGGCUGGAUGAGCCCCCUGGGGAAUUUUUUAAGCAGAUCUUUUCCUUCCUCCACCAGAGGAGAGGCCAGACCUGGAUUCUUGGGGACAUAAAAGCUCCUCUGUCUGUCCCCCUUCAUUCAGUCCCUGCUCUCUCCCUUCCCAGGGCUGUGGUUGCCACUCACACUUGUUUGGAUCAACAGAUUCCCCCCUGAGCCAGAGGCUAAAAAUACUGUGACAAAAUGAGCUCAGCCUCUUAUCUGUGCCACAGUCCAGAGUUUUCCAAGAGGAAAAUUCCUGGAGCACGUGUGGGGAGGUUGUGCCUGGGGGGGGCUGAUCCCGGGGUUUUCUUGGAAUGAGCCUGCUUUGUGCAUCCAGUUUAUACUCCUGGCUGUGAAUUUUUUCCUGCCUUGGCUCAGGCUCUGUCUGUGGCCACUGCCCAAAUAAAUAAUUAUUGCAACA